Pyrenophora tritici-repentis Pt-1C-BFP is the source of this 888-nucleotide messenger RNA. The record is from RefSeq and is a predicted model, not a curated record. Lineage: Eukaryota; Fungi; Ascomycota; Dothideomycetes; Pleosporales; Pleosporaceae.
AUGGCGACGCGAAAACGAAACGAAUAUUUAGACGUGGAGGAGAGCGACGAGGACGAGAAAGGCUAUGACUCGGAAGAAGAGAGCAGAGCGCGCAUGCUACCAGCAUCGAAACGACAGAAAGUAAACCAGGACUCAGAAGCAGAGGAGGACCAGGAAUUGGACACCGGUGACGAGGACUUUGAACAUGACGACGCCGAAGACGCAGAGAAUGAUGAAGAUCGCAUACACAAAAGUUUUGCCUCUAAAAACGCUGAGCUCGCGCACCUCGAAAAGCUCGCCGCGUCUCUCCCCGCUGAGUUCAGACUACAGUCUACGAAACUUGGAAAAGCCCUUCCCCAAUCCUCGCUCAAAAAGGAUAAAUCUGGCGUCAUAUAUCUAUCGCGUGUCCCACCUUUCAUGAAACCUGCCGUCCUUCGCUCUCUCUUAACACCAUAUGGCGACGUAGGCCGCAUCUUCUUAACACCCGAAGACUCCACAGCCCGAACCCAGCGUCUACGCAACGGCGGAACACGACGAAAACUCUUCCUCGACGGCUGGGUUGAAUUUCUACACAAGCGCGACGCGAAAUUUGUAGCGGAAAAUCUAAAUGCGCAGACAAUGGGCGGCAAGAAGAGAGGGAGAUGGCAUGAUGAAGUCUGGAAUAUCCGAUACCUAAGUGGAGUGAAAUGGGGUAAUCUAGUGGAGCAGAUUCAAAAUGAAAAUGCAGAGCGCGCGGCAAGACUUAGGUUUGAGAUUGCUCAGGGCAAGAAGGAAAACAAGGCAUUCUUGGAGAAUGUGGAGAGAGGAAAGAUAGUCAGCGGAAUUGAGGCGACGAGGAGGAAGAGAGGGGAGGAUGUUGAUGGCGCCAAUGAAACUGCCGAAGCGGUACAGGAGACGGAGGGCACUUAG